AUGCCCCUUAGCCUCCAGGAGGCUUCGAUUCUCGAGGACCUGUUGUUUGUCUUCAUGGGCUACGAAGGUCAAUAUAUCAGGUUCCGUAGUGACUAUAAUCCAGCCUCCGAAAGCGACCGGCUCGCGGGGCCGCAAUUCAAGAUUCUGCCUGGAUUGGAUCCCUCUUUACGAGACCUCGCCAACACAAUGUUAAAAAUGGCCACUCAUUAUGGCGCUGUGGAAGCCUUCGCGGAAGUUCACUCACGGGAAGAGUUCGGUGCCGUAAACCAUGCUCUCUGUGCCUCCAUCCGCAAGCUCCUAAAGGAAUAUCUUGUCUUAAUUGCCCAGCUUGAACAUCAGUUCCUCACCAGUCCUUCAUUCACAUUACAUGUUUUACACCUGCGUACAUUGCCGACAAGCCACAUGAUGUUUCAAUUAUACUCCCUUGCACGCGAAAUGCUUCGACGCAAUUCAAUGUUGGAAGACGAUCUCGAAGAUUCAGUCGACGAUCUUGAUGAUAUGGAGAAUAUACUCGAAUCACUACGAGAAGGUGGCGACAUUGCAGGCAGUGGAGGAGUUCCUGGUUCCAGGAUUUGUAAAGGCGGCUCUGUGUUGGGACUUUUAACACUCCGGUUGGCCUCUAUGGCUGGGGAUCCCGCCGCAAGGUCGCUGCUAAGUUUACUUCUCCGCGAGGCUUCCGGGCCGUAUAUGAACAUGCUUAAUGAAUGGCUUCAUCAUGGAAUGAUCAGAGACCCGCAUGCUGAGUUCCUAAUCAAGGAGCAAAAAAGCAUACGACGCGAGAGACUCGAAGAAGACUAUACAGAUGAAUACUGGGAGAAGAGGUAUACAAUCAGGGAUGGCGAUGUUCCCCCACAGCUUGAAGGUGUCAAAGAGAAGGUCUUACUGGCUGGUAAAUAUCUCAAUGUGGUCAGAGAAUGCGGGGGGGUAGACGUAAGUAAAGACGUUGGGGAUGUACCCAAAAGUUUCGAAGACAUCCGAUUUCUAGACAAUGUGAACUCGGCAUACGCUCACGCCAACGAAUCUUUGCUCAACUUGCUGCUGACAACACACGCUUUGCCUGCCCGGCUGCGCUCCUUAAAACACUACUUUUUCCUGGAUCGAUCGGACUUUUUUUCGUAUUUUUUGGAACUUGGUGCUACCGAACUCCAGAAACAGGCAAAAAAAGUUAAUGUUGGAAAACUCCAGUCACUGUUAGAUCUCGCUCUUCGCCAACCGGGUUCUAUUGCUGCCAGUGAUCCCUUCAAAGAGGAUGUAAAGGUUCAGAUGAAUGAAGUUGGGCUCACUAAAUGGCUCAUGCGGGUGGUUUCCGUGAGUGGGAUCGAUGAGGGCGCAACGACCUUUGAGGAGUCACAUCGGACCCCAGCAAUUUCUUCCAUCGAUGAUGAUAAAUCGGUUAUCGGCUUCAAUGCCCUAGAACUCGAUUAUAGUGUACCUUUCCCCUUGUCUCUUGUCAUAUCCCGCAAGACUGUCCUUCGCUAUCAACUCUUAUUUCGCUAUCUACUCUCUCUUCGUCACCUUGAGACCCUCUUGGUCCAGGCUUGGCAGGAUCAUAACACAUCGUACACCUGGAAGCAUAAGUCCAAGUAUCCCCAAGUAGAGCUGUGGAAACGCAGGGCUUGGACACUCAGGGCUAGGAUGCUAGUAUUUGUCCAACAAUUACUCUACUUUUGCACAAGCGAGGUUGUUGAACCAAAUUGGAAUGGACUCAUGAAGCGUCUGGGAGAGGUCCGGACCGUUGAUGAGCUCAUGCAAGAUCACGUGGAUUUUCUUGAUACAUGUUUGAAAGAGUGUAUGUUGACGAACUCCAAACUGCUCAAGAUACACGCAAAAAUAAUGAUGACAUGCACGAUGUUUGCCUCUUAUACCUCUCACCUGUCAAAGGCGCUCAUUACUGCCGAUCCAGACCUUGCUUCCCCAUCUGCCAAGUAUCUGGGUGACGAACAUGCUGCGUUUGACCAAGUCAGGUUAGACAAGCUUAGCGACAACUUGUCCAAAUACGAGGAGAACUUUUCUAGGCAUCUCAAGAUAUUGCUGGACGCCCUAAAUUACUACGCUGCUACAGAGACGGUGGUACUGUUAGGCCUCUGCGCCAGGCUAAGCACUGCGAGCAACGAUGCGGAAACUCAUGGGCGCAGGAUACUCAGCUACGAAGAGGGGAUUCUGACAAACCCUGUUGUUCCUCCUACACCUCGUUGUGCAAAUCCAGAACUCUCGAAACUCCUCCAAUUGUAG
Tuber melanosporum (Perigord truffle) is the source of this 2232-nucleotide messenger RNA. RefSeq lists its product as uncharacterized. NCBI's taxonomy places the organism in Eukaryota, Fungi, Ascomycota, Pezizomycetes, Pezizales, Tuberaceae. The record is from RefSeq and is a predicted model, not a curated record. The transcript is spliced from 5 exons. Gene Ontology annotation, molecular function: microtubule minus-end binding; gamma-tubulin binding. Gene Ontology annotation, cellular component: spindle pole; mitotic spindle pole body; gamma-tubulin small complex. Bases 1 to 2232 code for a protein of 743 amino acids. Gene Ontology annotation, biological process: spindle assembly; cytoplasmic microtubule organization; mitotic cell cycle.